Etheostoma spectabile (orangethroat darter) is the source of this 674-nucleotide messenger RNA. RefSeq names its product complexin 4a (gene cplx4a). The record is from RefSeq and is a predicted model, not a curated record. Gene Ontology annotation, cellular component: terminal bouton; SNARE complex. Gene Ontology annotation, molecular function: syntaxin binding. The transcript has 3 exons. NCBI's taxonomy places the organism in Eukaryota, Metazoa, Chordata, Actinopteri, Perciformes, Percidae. Gene Ontology annotation, biological process: regulation of neurotransmitter secretion; synaptic vesicle exocytosis; neurotransmitter transport. Bases 190 to 669 code for a protein of 159 amino acids.
UGUGUCUGUUGCUUGUCGUCAGUGUGUCCUUGGCUGCAUAGACAAGCAGCAGGUUAGCUAGAGAGCUACCACUGGAUUUGACAGCUAUAGGAAGCCGAACCGGAGGGCGCCAUUAGAAGAGCAGCAUAAUUUUCACCUACAAAAGAUUUUGUCACCCUCGCAGAGUGAACAGUCACACAACAACUUAAGAUGGCUUUCUUGAUCAAGAGCAUGAUUGGGAACCCCCUGUCAGGGAUCGGUCUGGGUGGUGGAGGUGACAAAGAAGAGGAGGCCGCCCCCACAGAUCCAGCCAAAGCAGCAGGGAUGACACGGGAGGAGUAUGAAGAGUACCAAAAACAGUUGGUGGAGGAGAAGAUGGAAAGAGAUGCAGAUUUCUUACACAAGAAGGCAGAGAGGGCAACUCUCAGGGUGUGCCUCAGAGAAAAAUACAGGCUGCCAAAGAGCGAGCAGGAUGAGAACAUGAUUGAGAUAGCCGGGGACGACGUGGACGUGCCCGAGGAGCUGCUCAAGAUGGUGGAUGAGGACGCCACGGAGGAGGAGGGCAAGGACUCCAUCAUGGGCCAGUUUCAAAACUUGCAGAACAUGGACAUGGACCAGCUUAAGGAGAAGGCCUCGGCCACCGUCACCGAGCUCAAGAGCAAAGCAGAGGAGAAGUGCUCCGUCAUGUGAACGGC